GUCAGACAAAGACACUUUAUGAUUUUCUCCGAGGUUUGUUUGGAGUUGAUGUCACACUUUUAUAUUUCACCUUUGCUGGAUUUGGAAAAAAGACACCGAAAUGUCCACUACCUUAAAAGAAGUUUCAGAGAUCUCUAUCCCACUCCCGUGGGGACAGAUCAAAGCUAGAGCAUGGGGUCCUGAUGAUGGUUAUCCUGUGCUGUGCCUACAUGGCUGGGCAGACAACUGUGGUUCAUUCAACACCCUCAUUCCUCUUCUACCUAAAGAGUGCAGAUAUGUGGCACUGGACCAUGCAGGUCAUGGCUUGUCCUCCCAUCGUCCUUCUGGAGUUUUCUACACUUUCCCUUCAUACGUGGCAGAUCUAUACAGAGUUGCUGAUGGUCUCAAAUGGACCAAAUUCUCUAUCAUAGGCCACAGUAUGGGUGGAAAUGUCGCAGGAAUGUUCAGUGCACUGUAUCCUGAGAUGGUGGAUGCGAUCAUUCUGCUGGACGCUCCUGGAUUCCUACCAAAAGAUGCAGCAGAAAUCUCUGAAUUGAUGAGGGAGGGGAUCCAUGAGAUGCUUCAGUAUGAAACAAAGGCAGAGCAGAAAACAAAAGUUUACACUUAUGAGAAGGCAAUGGAGAGGCUGUUAGCUGCAAACCCAACUCUGUCUGAAGAGUCUGUCCGCAUCCUUUUAGAGCGAGGUCUGGCUGCAGUUGAAGGAGGGUUUGUGUUCUCCAGAGACCUGCGCCUUAACUUUAAAAACAUUGUGCGUCUCACUUUGGAGCAGAGUCUGGAGAUGCAGUCUAGGAUAAAGUCCUCUGUUCUUGUUGUUCUAGCAGACAAAGGUUUGAGUACUCUUCAAGACUCAAAACAAAAGGAAACAAUAUCCACACUUCUCCAAGGAUAUCUUGACAGAAAUCACACGGUGGUUACAGUUCCAGGCGAUCAUCACGUCCAUCUGAAUAAUCCUGAAGUCGUCGCUCCAGUUGUUUCUGACUUUCUGCAGCGUAAAGUGAUCUCACAGCAGCUGUCAGCAUCGUGAAACCCACAUGCACACAUAUACUUAGCAUAAAACUUCACACUUCAAGCCUCAUCAAACUGUUCUUAUCCCUCUCAGUUUGCAUUUUCUCAAAACUAAUGAGUAACUAUUUGAAUAAUCCUAAGAGGAUUCUUCACUGACUCUGAAUAAUUACACCUCAAUGUUUAAACGACCACUAAAUUGGCUUCAGAUUCACUCAAAAUGCCUGCAUGAUUUAGUUGUCUGAUUGUGGGUGUUUUGUAUGACCCCUCCUACCACGUCUGCUUCCAGAAAACUUAAUUAAUUGUUUAUGUAAUACCUUUUUUUUCCCCUUUUGUUGAUGGUGUCUUAGCUGAUAGAGUGCCUGCUUUCGUCUUGUUAGAAACAGAUGUACUGUGAAACUAGAGGGGGACCUUUGAAGAAAUGCUGUAGUUAGAGAAUAUGGUAGGAAAAUUAAUUAAAUAAGGCAUAAGGGCUUUCUAAUUUCUAUACACUCACUGACCACUUUAAUAGGUGCACAUUGUUAGUUCAAGGUUGGACGACCCCCCCCCCCCCCCCGGUUUGCCUUCAGAACUGCUGUAAUUCUUAAUGGCAUAGUUUCAACAAGGUUUUGGAAACAUUUCUGAGUGAUUUUGGUCCAUAUUGACACGAUAGCAGUUGCUGCAGAUUUGUCAGUUGCACAUCCAUGAUGCAAACUCCCCAUUCACCACAUCCCAGGGGUGCUCUAGUGGAUUGAGCUCUGUUGACUGUAGAGGCUAUUGGAGUACAGUGAAAUCACUGUCAUGUUCAAAAAAAAAAACAGUUUGAGAUCUGAGCAGUUCUGAGGGCUGGUGCUUUGCAGAAAAAAAAGGAAAUCAUACGCCAGCCCUUUAAACAAGAUUGCUAGUCCAGCCCUCGCCAUUUGUGUUAACAAGUAGUUGAACAGAUGUACCUAAUAAAGUAGCUGGUGAGUGUAUAUUAUAGUAGGAGGACAUAGAGAUAGCAUGAUUUAUUGGAGCAAAGAGCUUUAAAUGAAAUAGAAUCCCACACUAUUAGUAUGAUUUGUGCAUUUUCUUUAUUUAACCACGCCUCCAAAUGUCAUUGCUGAUCUUUUGGACUCUGCUGCUCUUUAUCAACUGAUGGUAAAAAUGGGUAUCAUUAAAAAGAUGACACUGUGUAAACUUCUCAGUAAGUAGGCCAUCCUCUUUGUAUUUGGAACCAGCAAGACAAAAACUCAUUUUUUUACCACUCUUUUACUCAUGAGACUGACUCCAUAAAAGGCUGCAGCUGCCGUCAGUCACAGCAGAUAUGAGAGGAGAUGCUCAUCCAAAAUCCCCUCCUUCUCCCUCUUUCUCUCUCAAUGUCACAUAAACGGUGCGACGGCCUUGGUGUUAAAUGGAGUGGAAUUGAUUUUACGCAGCGAGCAGAAAGGCGGCAAGCAUCCAGAGACAUCUGAAGGGCUUGCCCCCCUCCUACUCCUCCAAAAAAGAAAAAAAAAUAAGAUUAUAGUUAUAUAAGUUUCCCUCCCACUCCCUCCAUCCUCUCAGCCAGCAGCAGGGGUGUUGCCAUAGCAACCCCCACCCUUCGAAUUUGAACGUCAGAGCCAGGAGCUGGAGGAUGAAGCCGCAUGCAGCUUCUGUCUCUUGUGCUGCUCAGAGAGCACCUGUGAUUUUGGACGUCUCACUUGCAACAUUUAGAGGUGCUGCACUGGAGGAAAUCUGAUGUUUGAUUGGAGUCUCGGCUGCUGCACAUCACGUACUAUCAAACACAGAAAGACUAAACUGAUUCUGCUGCACUGAAAGCAGUGAUGUCGUGGCUGUUCCUGGACUGGUUCGUCCCCCUCUACCUGCUGGUGUCGGUGUUGGUACUGGCAGGAUUCGGAGCGUGUCUGUACUUCUUGGAGCCCGGGCUGCAGGAUGCCCACAAGUGGAGCAA
Messenger RNA from Cheilinus undulatus (humphead wrasse), 2914 nucleotides. RefSeq names its product serine hydrolase-like protein. The transcript is spliced from 13 exons. The record is from RefSeq and is a predicted model, not a curated record. Bases 101 to 1024 code for a protein of 307 amino acids. Lineage: Eukaryota; Metazoa; Chordata; Actinopteri; Labriformes; Labridae.